Molecule: messenger RNA, 1410 nt
Organism: Paraglomus occultum
Lineage: Eukaryota; Fungi; Glomeromycota; Glomeromycetes; Paraglomerales; Paraglomeraceae
Source: the annotation of a GenBank genome assembly
AUGACUGCUCGACAAAUCAAGACGUUAUCAUCAUCAGAGCCACAUCCAUCUUUGGCCUCUACAUACAUUCCACCGCCUAACUCUUCGCUGCUUCCAAGUUUCCUUUCUCAAUCAACAUUAAUCCCUCCUCCAGCUUACGAUUCAUUCUCGGCCACUACCACUCCAGUAAUUUCGUCACCUUUUAUGGCAGCCGAGAGCAGAUCAUAUCAGCCUUACUUGGCUAAUCCAGAGAUUUGCAACGAAUCUACCGGAAAUAAGGAUACUCUAUCAACAUCAUCGUUGUCGUCAAAUCAAGUACAACAGUUACCAUUACUCACAUCAGAGCAAGCAUCACCAGGUACCUAUCAGCGUUCAGCUUGCGUUCAACUGCCAGUUCACUCGAAUGUCUAUCCAUACGUGCCGUCACUGUAUCAACAACAAUCGCAACAAACUCUCGAAACUCCUUACCACCAUCAAACGUCUCUUUAUUCGACUACACAAUAUCCUUCUUAUCAUCUCCAAUCUCAAUCGCUUCCCCAAUUUCCUUUACACAAUAAUCACCAAAUCAACCACAAGGACUUGUUUCGUCCCGACUUGAACUAUAAUACGCAGUGUCAGUUCGAUGGAGAAUACUAUGCUUCGAACGCUCAGACUGCUUACGUGUCGAUCGGGAAUGGUUUUGGAAUGUGUGAAGCUGCGGCAGGUAGUAGUGGAACCGGUAUUAAUCCGAAAGCAGUUUUUGAUGUCUGGUGCGCCGUGAAUAACCAAAAUGUCGAAGGAAAAGUUGAAAACGAGAAUGUAAACAGUGAAUGCGGCUCAAAUAUUUUGAGUUAUGAGAAUACCGUCAACGAAGCGAGUACUACUGAUAGUAUCGUCGGACAAGUAGGAAAAAGGAAACGCCAAAAAGUCGAGCAGUGCACAAGUACAAAUACGAUGCGUUCUUAUUCUAGCAAUGUUUCUUUUACGUCUGAUUCCGAACUCAUUUCACCUGUUCAUCAACCCACGCAACCAUUCUCUCGUCAUUCUGCUUCAUCUUCAGCCGCUCGCUUGUCUAAUGGUUCUAAUUCUCAAGCCGAAAAAAAAUCUAGAAAACGUCGCAGAAGAAAGAUCAAAGCUGUACUUGAUACCGGGAAAUCCACAAAGGACGAGCCAAGGACGAAGCUAGGAGAGCUUUAUAGAUGUGCGAAUUGUGGAACGAAAGAGACGCCCGCUUGGAGGAGGGAUCUUGAAGGAAAGGAACUAUUGUGUAAUGCGUGUGGAUUGUAUUUAAAAAUUAAAGGUAUUCAUAGACCAACAGAAAUAGGCCCAGGUGGUGAGAUCAGGUUGAUUAGACCGGAUAAAUCUGAUGACGAUUCGCAGAAAUGUGCUAAUUGCGAAACUAGUGACUCGCCAUGUUGGAGAGGGCCUAAUGGGCGUAAAUUGUGUAAGUAG